AUGAAGGCCCUUACCAUUUCGUUCAUCACGGCUCUCGUCUCAGGGCACGCCGUUCCAUUGGCUGAGAACCAACUUCAAAGCAGAGACUUCCAGCCUGUGACCCUAAUAUUUCAAGCUGCGGCUGCUUCAUACGAGCUGGACUUACUCGCAGAUGGACAGGAAUAUUUUACUCAUAGUGAUCUCAACGUGAACUUGAUCACUGCCCCAGAUUUCGAUGCUUACCGUCUCUGCACCUUCAAGACGAGCGAGGGGGCUACCCUCGCCCCGUCCCUAACACAACGUCCCGAAGACUUCUGGCCUAUCAAUCAGAUUGCAGUUGGCCCGCCUCAGAAGAUUAUAUCUGUCACUUGCAGUGGAACAUGUGUUGGUGUCUACGGAACCGGUUGA
Molecule: messenger RNA, 387 nt
Organism: Diaporthe amygdali
Lineage: Eukaryota; Fungi; Ascomycota; Sordariomycetes; Diaporthales; Diaporthaceae
Exons: 3
Coding region: 1-387 (128 amino acids)
Source: RefSeq, a predicted model, not a curated record